Anopheles marshallii is the source of this 1167-nucleotide messenger RNA. RefSeq lists its product as uncharacterized. The coding region runs from base 1 to 1167 and encodes 388 amino acids. Lineage: Eukaryota; Metazoa; Arthropoda; Insecta; Diptera; Culicidae. The record is from RefSeq and is a predicted model, not a curated record. The transcript has 8 exons.
AUGCAAAACCAAAAUGGGACUGCAAUGGAAGAUCUGGAGCGCCGGGAUGCUAUCCCUGUACUGUACACGCGCGGCACACACUACACGGUCGGGUUUGAUGUGGGUCGUACGUUUGCCAACAUCAUUCAUAGUUUUCUCGAAAAGUCGGAAACUCUCAACGAAACGUAUAUUCCCAUAUUCAACACCGAAAAAGGGCGUAAAAUCUACGUAGACACGUACGAAAACGUGAACAGAUCGUUUCCUCAGUACAUCCGCGAGCUGCAGGGCGUCGCGGACGGUGCGAAGGUGGACUUUUACAAGCUGUUUCUAUUACACAUAGACGAUGUUAUCGUCGGUGGACAGGAUGGCAAUAAUCAACCGAUCGGUUGCUCCACUAUCUGUGUCAACGAACCGGACUGUGUUGUACUGGGACACACGGAAGAUGCGCUGUCCGAGGUGCUGAAUCAUUUCUACUUCGUGUCGGCCCACAUCAUCUCGGACACGCCGGAAGGCAAACACAAGGUGGUGGAGGAACGGUUUACUUCGCUUUGUUACGCCGGGCAUCUGCCCGGUUACACGAUGAACGCGAACCAUCAUGGGCUGGUGUUCUCGAUCAACACGCUCAGCGCCAAGACGCUGGUUGGCGGUAAAACGCCACGUCACUUCAUCACGCGUGCCCUGCUAGCGGCGGAGAACUUCGUACAGGCGCAGCAAAUUCUACGCGAUCAUGGUGUUGGCGCGGCGGACGGAUGCUCGAUCAACAUGACGUUCCUAAGACAGGAGGGUGACAGGUUGUUUCACAACGCGGAAAUGGGACCCGCCACGAACGGGAACGAAUCGCAGCUGAACAUUCUGACGGCGAGCCCCGGUGAACACAUCAUCCACGUGAACAGCUACCAGCGCCUGCAGGUACCGGAGGUAACCGGGCUCAUCAUCGAGUCGAGCGUGGAGCGGAUGAAAACGUUCGCAAAGUACCAGCCGCCCAAAACGGUGGAUGACGUUAUACGGAUGCUGAGCGACACGACCGCCAAGGAGCAUAAGGUGUUCCGGGACUACGGUAAAAACCAGAAGGUGAAGACGAUCUGCGUCGGUAUCAUCGACUGCAUCAAGCGCACCUGGACGCUGUACGCGGAAAAUCCGGCCUAUGUGCCACCGCUGGUCGUGCUACCGUUGAUGCUGAAGGACUAG